Aspergillus puulaauensis is the source of this 861-nucleotide messenger RNA. Its product is annotated as phytanoyl-CoA dioxygenase family protein. Bases 1 to 861 code for a protein of 286 amino acids. The transcript has 2 exons. NCBI's taxonomy places the organism in Eukaryota, Fungi, Ascomycota, Eurotiomycetes, Eurotiales, Aspergillaceae. The record is from RefSeq and is a predicted model, not a curated record.
AUGUCAAUUCAGAGAAUUUCAUACUCCGCUCCCCGCGAGGACUUCAUCAACGCCCUCAAGCGCGACGGCUGCGUGAUUGUACAAAACUUCACGACCCUCGAGACCCUCGCUCAGGCCCGGCGCGAAGUCGAGCCCUACCUGAACAAGGAAAGCAACAGCGAAGUCGGGGCCCUUAACGGCGGCACAAAAACGUGCACCCGCCUCGUCGGCCGCAGCAAGACCGUGCGCGAGCAGUUCUUCUCAAACCCUCUGUAUCAAGACCUCGGAGAAGAAUUCCUCGCUAUCAAGACUACAAACUGGUACAAUGAGGAGCCAUCUACAAACACCACACACCCGCUCCUCUCAAUCGCUAUAACAAUGGACAUUCGACCCGGUGCACCAGCACAGAAACUGCACCGCGAUGACAAAAACCACCAUGCGCGACACACUCGCGUCCAAGAAUACCACGAAAACAGAGACAUGCUUCUCGGUCUCUUUGUACCGGGAUGCGACACAACCAAGGAAAUCGGCGCGACGCGGAUCGUACCCGGUAGCCAUCUCUGGGGCGACGAGAAACCUGAUUUCGGAGGAGACGGGAACAAGGGCGUUAUUGAUGCGGAACUUAAAGCUGGCGAGGCGUUUAUUAUGCUUGGGAGUUUGUAUCACGGCGGUGGGCAUUUCUCGGCCAGCGAGGGGAGCCUCAUGGUGCAUAUUAUGUUUAUGUGUGGGGGAAUCUAUAGACAGGAGGAGAUUUCGUACCUGGUGUAUCCGGCUGAGGAUGUCAAGACUUAUUCGAAGCUUGUGCAGCAAAGGCUGGGGUGGCAGCAGUCGGAGCCGAAUCUGGGGUGGGUUGAUCUUGUGUCGCCGGAGGCGUUGUUAUGA